CCACUUAAAAAACAGCAAUCGCCUUAGUCACGAACGCCGUGAGCCGAUUUUUGGCUAAUAGCGCGCCCAUUGAGCGCAGCCCACCCAAUUACCCCAAGUGGAUGAGCACAGCGAAAUUUACUCGUAUUUACUUGGAUUAGUAUGCGGUGGUUGCAAAUCACUUGCAACCAAUAAAUCCAGCAAAACGGCGAACCAAAGCGAAUUUUCACACACCCAAACGCACCCACGCCUCUCAUUCAGCGUGCGGUCACCCACAGUUGUAACAAAAGUAAACAAAUUAACAAAAACAAUACAAAAAACCAAAUACGCACAGAAAAGUUGCAGCAGCCGAAGAAGCAGACUCAUUUUCAUUAUGAUCGUAGUAACAAUAUGCACCAGCGCCUCAGCAGCGCCCACAACAACUAUCAAUAGUCCCGCCAAUAAUACACAAGCCACACACGCACAAACAGUGACGGCAACAAGAAAAGCCAGCACGAGCGCAAAGAACAAGGCGGUGGGUGUGACGUUAACACAAAACACGAUAGAUGUGAGCAGCGGUGUAGUCUACACGAUGGCGCAAACAGCCAACGAGGGCUCGCGAAAACGGAAACGACACAGCAAACGUCACAGUAAUUGGAAUAUAGACACGUCCAAAGAUCUGCCAUGGGUGAAUCCUUGCGGUGGUUUCUAUGUGCCGUCGGCGACACAAAGUGGCAGUGCCAUGCGACGGAAGAACACAACAAAACAGAUUUUCAACAUGCUGAAAAAGUCGGCAGGCACCGAGUACAAGAAGUUGAAAGCCGGUCAACAAGAUAUUGAUAUAAGCAAUAUACAUAUUUGGUCGCUGCACAAUAAGACUUAUAAAUUUUUGCCCAAAUUGAAGCUCAACUCAACGAUCGCACUCAAACGGUGGUACCGAAACAUGCAAUCCUUUGUGGGUUCAUUCGCUUAUUUGCGCAGCAUACAGCGCGCCUGGGAUAUGGCCAAAUUGCAACGUGAAAAUAGCACAGGACGCGAACUGCGACGAUUAUUUAUCAGCGCACGCAACAUGUUGUGUGAAUUGGAGACGGCCAUCAAUGGCACAAUGCCCGCGCCGCGUAUGUUACGCGGCAGCGCGCUACCGCAAGUGACAAGCGAGCAAAUGAAUAAGCGCAUAAAGCUCUACACGAAGCGGCGCGUCGAAAGCAAUCCGCAUAUUGUGCAGGAGGCGAACACAAUCGAUCUAAUGUUCGUGAAAUAUUAUUACUACGAAUUUUUGAAGACCAUGUGGAAGGUGCUGCGCCAACAAACAAAGCGACGCGGUCAAAUUGCGCUGAUGGCCAAUCCAAAGGCGUUCAAUGAGGUCGAAAAGCACUUUGGCAGCAUUAGCAAAAACAAGCGUGUCAAGGGUCAGUUAGCGGCGCUAAAAACGGCGACAACGUCAGCGGAGCGCAGUGAUAGUGGUAGCAGCAGAGGCGCGGCAAAUAGGCGCAAAAGCUCGAAUGGUAGUGUAGUUGGUAGCAGAAGACGUUUAGCGCAUGCGCGCAACACGCGGUGAGCCGGUGUGUGUGUGAACAACAAAAGGUUAUACGAUUUACAGAUUUUAAUUUCAUAUAUGCAUAUAUGUACAUAGUUGCUAGUUGCAUAUAUGAAAGUAUCAUUUUGAGUCUCAAGCAAUUUUCGCUUUAAAUGCUUAAAUGCAUACAUACGCACGUCUAAACAUGCCAGGUCAAAGCAUUGCCUUCCAAAUAUAUAUAGCAAUACUAUAUUAUUGAGUUUAUUAGUAUUAGAAAAAAUGUGUAUAAGAAUUUAGCUACUUCUUUAGCGUACAGUGACUGCAUUCCAGUAAUGUUAAUAAGACAAAUCCACACAAAAAGUAUCAAAAAUAUUUUAGCAACGCGUUUGCUUCAGCAAUGGCAAACAAGUAUUAAGUAGUAUUGCACCAAUACGCUACAACAAAAACAAAGCACUUUGUAUUUAAUUAUAAAUUAUUUGCAUGCGAAACUAAACCAAUAACGACAAAAACAACAACAACUACGUAAUAUAAGCAAAAAUCUCGCCAGUUCCAUACAAACAUACAAGCAUAUUUAUUUAUUACACUACAUACCGUUUCAUAUAGAACGCGCAGCGCAAGCUGCGAUUGUUGUUUUUACAAUUGCACAAGUUCAAGUUCAAUGUGCGGAACAACAAAAGCAACAACAUGAAAAAUCAAAAGGCAAUUUCCAUUAAAUUACUUGUCAAAUGCGCGGCUGCCUUCAAUUUUCAAUUUCAUUUUCAUUUUUCACUUUCGGUUUCAUAUGCAUAACAACAACGAUAACAACAACAAUGAAAAAGUAAACAAACACAAAUUGAUAGUUGUAGUAUUUCUAGUCAACACAUCGCACCGUCUCAAUUACUUUGAUAACUGAGCGAGCACACACCCACAACCAUAAUUAACAGCACCAACAGGCAUAUACAUACAUACAUACACACAUACAUACACCGUAAUAUGCACAAAUAAGCUCAUAUUAAAUUCAACAUACAUAUAGACUGGCUAUAUUAACAUUCAAGUGGCGCAAGCUGCUUGACUGGUUCCUAUUCGUUCACACUUAUUAUUAUUAUUAUUUUUAUUCUAAAUGCUUGUUUAUAUCAGAAAAUGCAUGCAGAAAUCGCAAAUUCAUAAACACACAUAUACAUACUAUAUAUGUAUACAUGUAUAAUCUUAAGAAGCUUUAGAAGCACGUGAGCAGAGGCGCGGCAUGUAAGCGCCCAUAGUGAGAUAAAAGCCACGCCAGCAGAGGCAGCGGCAAGUGUUAUAACUGCAUUUAAUGAGUCAAAUGCCGGACAAUUAAUUUCAAUUACAAAAUUAUCAAAUCGAAAAGCGAGAAUAUACAGUUAUUAAAACAAUUCGGCGGUGUUAUUUAGAUAAAAGUCAUGAAAAUUUGUUUGGAAAUGGUAAAUUUUGACGCUGUUUAAAAUAGGAACGGACAUGUUCACAACUUUUACUUAAAAUUUUAAUAAAAACAUAUUGAAAAUUAAUCUUUUAUCACUCCGUACAAAAAAUUAAAGCAAAUUUUUUAUAACUUUUUUAAGCUUUUACGAAAAUAAAUCUUGAAAAUUGCGUUACGCGCCUCUGCUCAUAAGCUUAAUACGUAUCGUCACCUAAAAUGCAAAAUAACGUAACAACACUUUUCAUAAGUUCACAGACGAAAGAAAAACGUUAAAAUCGGAACCACUUGUAUUGAAAUAAAAUUUUAGUUUUCGUUAUAAAGUGGUUAUAUAACGGUUAUAUAUUGGUUAACAUUCACUCAUAUUGAAACGAAAUUUGAGUUUUUGUUACAAAAUGGGUACAUCUUGGGCUAUUAUAACUGACAGCCAUUUUCGAUUUUUUUUUGAUGAAACGUUGUUUUGCAUUUUAAAUGAUGAUAUAUGUAUACAUAUGUACUAUAUGUUUCCAUAUCCAUAUGCAUUCUCAUGAUUACUCAAUACAUUACGAGUUUAUUUCGAAAACUAAUUAUCAAAGACUAGGCACAGAAACUCUCACAACUCUCUCUCUCUCCUUACAUUAAUUCUCACUCUAUUUCUUAAUUUAUUAUCUUUAUUCUAUGUCAGUGUGUACAAUUAGCACCUAAGCCACGAAUAUCUAAAGACAAAAUGUGUAAAUGACUUGCAUUUCUUAAUCUAAUCUAAAUCAUUGAGUGUAAACAUUCGAUAAAUAUUUAUACAUUCAUAGAAACAUGUAUUUAUUAUUGCAAUAAGAAAGAGCAAAAAACACCAAGACAUAAAGAAUUAUAUUAAAAAAAUAAGAGAUAAACUUCAUUCAGUCAAGUGCUCAUUUGCAUUUGCUUUUGCGCUGUGAUAUUGUAUAUGUAAAAAAACGUUAAACCGAAUCAAAUUAAUUUAAAUUAAAGACCCAGCUAACUUGCGAAGUAGGUCUAUACUUAAAAAAUAGUAUUAUAUUUAGUAUUGUUAAGCAAAACUGAAAAAACCCACAACUUUUGUAUGAGUACUUAGGUCGCUAAGUGUAAAAUUUUAUUCUAAGUAUUUUUUUAAAUUUAUAAUUAUC
Molecule: messenger RNA, 4003 nt
Organism: Bactrocera neohumeralis
Lineage: Eukaryota; Metazoa; Arthropoda; Insecta; Diptera; Tephritidae
Exons: 4
Coding region: 353-1516 (387 amino acids)
Biological process (GO): cell surface receptor signaling pathway via JAK-STAT; embryonic development via the syncytial blastoderm
Source: RefSeq, a predicted model, not a curated record